Molecule: messenger RNA, 2759 nt
Organism: Cololabis saira (Pacific saury)
Lineage: Eukaryota; Metazoa; Chordata; Actinopteri; Beloniformes; Belonidae
Gene: angpt2a
Product: angiopoietin 2a
Exons: 9
Coding region: 295-1767 (490 amino acids)
Biological process (GO): Tie signaling pathway
Molecular function (GO): receptor tyrosine kinase binding
Source: RefSeq, a predicted model, not a curated record
AACAGUUUAAACCACUUUAGCAAGUGGUUGGGGGCUUGAUGAAAGCAAGCACAUGCAGUCCGGCACCAGUAUCCUAAGGACAAACUACCUCAAAUUCCUGAUGCCUUUCUCUCCUCCUACAAAUGAGAGGUAAUAAAAGGAAUCUGCAGAACCUCAAGAGAGCUGUUUACACUUGGAUGCUGUUGGGCAACGACAUCCAGCUGCUAAGACAAAUUAAGAGAGACUCUUAAAAAUCCAAAAGGAUUCUAAUUGUACUAUUAUCAUUACGAUAAUAAAACCAACUCUGCUGUGAAGAUGCUAAAUGUGGACUUGCUGGUUCUAAGCUUCUGCCUCAGUGUGGGAACAGGAUACAGUCCUGUUGGUAAGAGACAAUAUCGGAUCCAAAAUGGGCCAUGCAGCUACACUUUCCUGCUGCCAGAGCAGGAAAACUGCCAAAGCCAGAGCGACUACAACUACCCGGACCAAAAGGAUGGACCCGCAGACGAGUCUACUCAGAGGCUGGAACAACUGGAGCUCAGCAUGGAGAACAACACGCAGUGGCUGCUUAAGUUAGAGAGCUACGUACAGGACAGCAUCAAGCAGGACAUCCUUCAGUUCCAGCAGACCGCUGUUCACAACCACACGGCUACAAUGAUUGAAAUUGGGGCAAGCCUGCUGAGUCAAACUGCUGAGCAAACAAGGAAACUCACAAAUGUCGAGGCACAGGUAAUCCAUCAUACAACGAGACUUGAGCGUCAAAUUCUUGAAAAUUCAUUAUCAACCAACAAGUUGGAAAAGCAACUCAUUGUCCAAACAAACGAGAUCAACAAACUGAAAGACAAAAACAGUCUUCUGGAGAAGAAAGUGCAGGAGUUGGAGGAGCAGAGGCAGGUGGAGCUAAAGAUACUUCGAGAGGAAAAGGAUCAGAUCCAGACUUUGAUACUGAGGCAAACAGCCAUCAUAGGUGAACUGGAGCAGCAACUGCUGAAAGUCUCCUCAAACAACUCAGUCCUGCAGCAUAAGCAACAGGAGCUACUGGACACAGUGAACAACUUAAUUCACACCCUGUCUGCAGGCUCUGCUCAAGAGCCAAAGACUGUCAUGAUGAGGGACACUCCUACAACAUUCAUGGAUUGUGCUGCAGUCUACACUUCAGGAAACUCCAAGAGUGGCAUCUACACUCUCACAAUCCCCAACACUACCAUGGAGGUUAAGGCAUUCUGUGACAUGGAGACAGAAGGAGGUGGCUGGACAGUUCUACAAAAACGCUUUGAUGGCCAUGUUGACUUUCACCGUACGUGGCAGGAGUACAAAAAGGGGUUUGGAGAACCUUCAAGUGAGUUUUGGUUGGGAAACGACUUUGUGUCCAGGCUCACAAAUCAAAAGGCCUACAAACUAAGAAUUCAGCUCAGUGACUGGGAGGGAAACUCGGCAUUCUCACAAUAUGAUCAGGUCACUCUUGACAACGAAGCACAGCAUUACAGGAUACACCUUAAAGGUUACAGUGGAACAGCAGGCAAAAUAAGCAGCAUUGGGCAGCCAGGAAGUGGUUUCAGUACAAAGGAUGCAGACAACGACAAAUGUGUUUGCAAAUGCUCACAAUUGACAACAGGAGGCUGGUGGUUCGAUGCUUGCGGUCCAUCCAAUUUGAAUGGUAUGUAUUACCAACAAGGCCAAAACUCCAAUCGUUUCAAUGGAAUCAAAUGGUACUACUGGAAAGGCUCAGGCUACUCACUGAAGUCAACUUCAAUGAUGAUCAGACCUGCAGACUUCUCAGGUUCACUGUGAACCAGAACUCAGAUCAAUCAAAGGGGGAGGGAAAUUCUGCCUGACAAACACCAAAAUCAACAGUUCAGAGGAGCCAAAGCACUUCAUGGAUGUCUUUUUUUUCUUUUUUGUGUGCAUAACUGUCCAUAUUUAUGCAUUUUAUAAUUGGAAUUAUGGGAUUGGAGCAAAAAAGUUGUGAAACAGUCUUAGCAUGGUGGUUCAAUUCUGUUAUAACAGCUCGCUGAGGAGGGAGGAAAAGCCAAAGUAAAAUGUAACAUUGUGUAAAUGUAUUUUUUCAACAAUAUCAAUUCAGCUCAAACACCCAUUUUUCUAUUUGAAUAACAGAUAAUGAUAUCAUUGUAUAAAAAGAUUAUGGUACAUAUACAGAUAAAGAACUGGCUCAAAGAGAUCCUUAUGUGUGUUUUUUUUCUUCCUUUGAAUGCUUAAAAUGUAAAUUCCAGUGUGAAAAUACAACAAAAAAACUGUUUUCUCAUAGUAAUGUAUGUACAUUUGUUGUUUAAUUUAUAUGUACAUUUUAAGUCCAAUAUUUAACUUAAUUAUAUGAAGGAGAUCUGUUAGAGAUAUUGAGGGCCUGAGCUGCUUAAUAUUGUCUUUGCACAUAAACUAGGAAGAGUUAUCUUAAUAUAUUCUGCUGUUCCUUUCUGAAUGUUCUUACAUGGCAAAACCCUUUUUUUGUAUUGUUUAUGUAUUGAAAAAUAUAUUUUAAAGGAGCAGAAAGUGUGAGAAAUCCAGAUACAUUUGGAAGCUGAAUAUGUUGUCUGUUAACACUGGAAAGUAAAGCUUUAUCAGCUACUCUACCACUGACGUUGAACACAACACAAGGCAGAGCUUCUCUUUGAAGUUUGUGAUGAAACCUCAACUCUUAUAGCCAAUUAACAAGAGAAUUUAUAGCUUGGUUGAUGAGCGACUUACUUAUGAUCGCAGUAUUUUUCAGAAAGUCUUUUUGUGAACUUUCAGCUACAGCAAAAUACUAAAAUAAAUUCAAAGUGCUA